CGGUGUCCUCCCAUUUCCCAAUCAACCAUGGCAACUCUUUUCCCUCCACCAAGCAAGCGCCAGAAGCGCGAGAUUGCAGAAAAGGCUGAGCAACAGCAAGCAAUCGAGAGCAUCCCGGAUGACUUAGGAAGCGUCCGAGUGCAGUUCUUCGACCAAGCAACAGGCUCAGCAACCGGGCCUGCUGUCUCAGUGCCCGUAGCCGAUGCUACAGUCAAGAACUUGGAGACGCUUUUGAACACGUUGCAAGGCAAUGAUGAUGAUGACCGAGUUCCGUAUAGAUUUACCUACCAAUCGAACGACAAGGACAACCAGACUGUUGAUAUUCUGGCAGAUGUCUACCAUUCCUUGCUUAAGCCAGGUCUGAAGACCACGGAAGAUACCAUCCCCCUCUACUUUACUCCACAGGCAGUAUUUCGAGUCAAGGCCGUUUCACGAUGCUCUGCCGCGAUAGCCGGACACGGCGAAGCUAUUCUUGCGACGUCAUUUUCUCCCGUUUCUUCGUCCACUAUGGUUUCUGGGAGCGGUGAUUCAACCGCUAGAAUCUGGGACUGUGACACGGGGACCCCGAUGCACACUCUUAAGGGACAUACCAGCUGGGUUCUAGCGGUCAGCUACUCGCCAAAUGGCGCAAUGAUCGCGACUGGGAGUAUGGACAAUACUGUACGGCUGUGGGAUGCAAAAAAGGGACAACCACUCGGCGGCCCGCUAAAGGGCCACGCGAAGUGGAUCACAAGUCUGGCGUGGGAGCCAUACCAUGUACAAGAACCAGGGAGACCGCGACUAGCCUCUGCAUCGAAGGAUUCCACGGUCAGGGUGUGGGACGUAGUGUCAAAGAGGAUUGACACCGUUCUUACCGGCCACAAGGGUUCAGUCACCUGUGUCCGUUGGGGAGGUACUGGACGGGUUUACACGGCAUCUCACGACAAGACAAUCAAGAUCUGGAACCCCAAGGAUGGUAGCUUGAUUCAGACUCUAUCGGCGCAUGCACACCGCGUGAACCACCUAGCUCUAUCCACGGACUUUGCUCUCAGAACAGCCUACCAUGACCACACAGGGAAAGUCCCGCUGAGCGACGCAGAUAAGGUCCGAGUUGCUCGCGAGCGAUUUGAGCGGGCCGCGACUAUCAACAACAAGAUUGUGGAGAAGCUAGUGUCUGCAAGUGAUGACUUUACCAUGUUCCUGUGGGAUCCUGAGAGCUCCAACAAGCCUAUAGCCCGGUUACUCGGCCAUCAGAAAGAGGUCAACCAUGUUACCUUCUCACCGGAUAUGGCCUACAUCGCAUCUGCAGGGUUCGACAACCACGUGAAACUAUGGAACGGGCGUGAUGGGAAGUUCAUCACCACCCUCCGCGGCCACGUCGGCGCUGUCUACCAAUGCUGCUUCUCCGCAGACUCGCGUCUUCUUGUAUCAUCAUCGAAAGACACAACACUCAAAGUGUGGAACGUACGCACAGGCAAGCUGAGCAUGGACCUUCCCGGCCAUCAGGACGAGGUAUUUGCCGUGGACUGGAGUCCAGACGGACAAAAAGUAGGGAGCGGUGGAAAAGAUAAGAAAGUCCGGAUAUGGAGAAAUUAACGUAGAUGCUAUUUUGUUGUUAUUGUUAUACACGAGAUAGAACAGCAACACGAUAAAAAUUGAUGAUACCCAAUUCUUAUCAUGCACCCUAUCCUAGGCUUUUACAUAUCACCUUGCUUUCCCAGUAGGUCCCUGUACACCUUAUUCAAAUCUCCAAACCGAAUGAAUCUAAACAUACUCCCAAGCAGGAAUGGACCCAUUAUACGGGAAAGCAAUAGCACUAAACCCAAGACAGUCCUCCACCUUGCCCAAGGGGGCUGUGACAUUCUGCGCAGCCACGAAAACCUGCCACCGAUGAUCUUUCGUGGGACAAGCCAUGAACCCCGACGCACCCCAAGCGGUGGUCGAGUAAUGAGGCAGCGUCGAACCAGAGCGGGCAGCGAUGCUGAACGGACCCAGCACUGAACCGGGGGGGACAUAGGCUGAGUGAGGCUGGGUGAAGCUCAGGGCCCCAGUGGGGGAGAUGUAGAGCUCUUGGCCUCCAGGUACGGUGACGUCCUGGAUUCAAGCUUGUUAGUAUGAUUGUACUUUCUCUUUUUUACAAAUGUGCAAGGAUAAUAUACAUACCAAUGCAGCGCCUCCUGGGGCGAGAACGGUCUGCGUCCCCGGGGGACAACUGCCAACCUGGGGAGGACAGUAAGUCGACGUGUUUCCCCCCAGGUAGAAGGCUCCUCCAUUGGCAUUCAUGGGCAGGAGGUGGACGGGAGAGGCCGAGCGAGAGGACAAGAUCUGGUAUCCCGAUGGGCCGGCGGCCGCCAGGAAGGGAAGAACAAGAGUGGAAAGGAUAGACAGCUUCAUGAUGGCGACUAUAGAUAAACUAUGAUAAGAAUUGCUUGGGAUGAAGUUACAGCAUUCAAUGAACAGCAUUCAGGGGGAUUGGGUCUGCUUAAAUACCGGCAGUCGUUGCAGCAUAUCGUCAUAGUCAUCGGUCAAAUUCCAGGGAUCAACAUCGCCCUGCGUGGGAGUUGACUGCAAACCCCUUGUAUAUACAUCACUGUUUCACUCUCAAACAGGAGCAAAGCAGUAGUCCCAAUCUCAGCCACUUCGAUGCGGUCAUCUCACUUGCCCGUGGUCGUUUGUGUCGUCGUCGCCGUCGUCUUCUCUUCCUCCCGAGCCUGCACAUGCUGCUCCCAGCAUGUCUCGAUGUCAUUCCGGUAAAUCCAAUUCAACUGAUCCCCGACAUUGAAAGACUCGAUCCUGGUCCGGACAGUCUUCUCGAAUAUCGACACGGGGUCUGGGUCCUGAGAAGCUGCCUGGGAUCUGGCUUCUUGCACUUGUCGUUUAUGGUUAUCGAGGUAUUCAUACCUAUGCCAUAAGGA
Messenger RNA from Monascus purpureus, 2894 nucleotides. The record is from the annotation of a GenBank genome assembly. NCBI's taxonomy places the organism in Eukaryota, Fungi, Ascomycota, Eurotiomycetes, Eurotiales, Aspergillaceae.